AUGUUCAACUACCUGGCAGUCGAGGUGAGGCCCCAGCUCCCCCGCAGCUAUGGGAGCCAGCAAGGGGUGUCUGGGCCACUCAAGAGCCGCCUGGAGCAGCUGAAGAAGCCGUGGUGGAGGGAGCCCACCCCGCUGGUGCUCCAGCACAGCGAGACAGCCAGGCUGGCCAUCGACGCCUUCCUCGAGCAGGGCGAGCGCGGCUACCUGAGCGCCAUCGCCGAGGAGAGGGAGCUGCCAUUUCUGUCCGCCUUGGACAUGGAAUACAUCAGCCAUCAGAGGAACCAAAGCUUCCCAGACCCCAGUGCAAUGAAAGACAAAGAAGCUGACCCCGGUGAUGCGGACACUGGAGACAGGGUCUCCCUCAACUCUGAACUGACAUCGGGCACCUACUUCCCCCUCAUGUCAGACGUGCUCCCUCCGGAGCUGGAGCUGGGCUGGCCAGGGACGCCUCUCCUCACGCUGUCUGGCCAGACUCAGGCCACUGUGAUUUUCCAAAGAAACAAAACAAACAGCAUUAAGGAUCUGGUCCGGUCUCUGAUCAGCCGGGCGCGGACGGUGAUAGCAAUUGUGAUGGAUCUGUUCACAGACAUGGAAAUUCUGUGUGACCUGCUGGAGGCCUCAAGCAGACGGCACAUCCCCGUUUACCUGAUCCUGGAUGAAGAGUACUUGAAGCAUUUUGUGGAAAUGUGCAAUAAAAUGGCUCUAACUCAGGACAGCUUCCCAAACAUGCGCAUAAGGUGCCUGAGCGGAGACACGUACUACAGCAAAGCAGGCAAGAAAUUUGCAGGCCAGGUUCUGGAGAAGUUUGUCCUGGUUGAUUGUGACCAAGUUCUUGCUGGUACAUACAGUUUCACCUGGCUUUGCAGCCAAGUCCACACUGGCCUGGUGACCCAUUUCCGCGGGCAAAUUGUUGCAGAGUUUGAGAAGGAAUUCCGGUUCUUGUACGCAGAGUCCAGAGCAGUGACCAGCUUCUGUGUGCCAGAUCCCGGGACAUGUCUCUCUUCUUGGAAUACCUCAAAAGUUGACAACUGUCUUCUAAAACCCACUCAGGGAAAUGAUACUGAGACCCUGAGCCCCUCCAGCAGCCUUUCCAAUGUGAGCAUCAGAAGCAUAAAAGUGUCUCCCUUCAUGAAAAACUCCAGCUGCAGUGCACACCAGGAAAAGCAAGAUUCCACCUCUGAUUCUGGCAAUAAGAAGGGGAAGGAGGACACAUUCCUGAAGCCCACUUGCCCUAAACAGCAAGAAGAACCACCAGACUCAGCAAACAGUCCUCCAAGUAAACCCAUCCCAGUCUUGUAUUCCAAAUCAAACCUCAUAAUAGCAAGGACAUUCCUGCAGCCGGAGCCUUACUCCAAUAAACCUGGUGACCAGGGGGACACUAAGGCCAGCAGCAGCCACUGCUCCCCGCCGAGAGCAGGGCAGCCACUGCAGUCCCUGUCAGAGGGCACCAGCAGCAACGGGAGCAGCCUGAAGCAGAGAGCACCUGUGGCCACCUCUGGGGAGCUGCCAGCUGAAAAUGAGAACAUGGUUUACGGGGUAGAAAAGAGACAGAGCCCGGGACAUGGCCAUUUUGACCUUUUCUCCCCAUACAACCACCUCAAACGGGAUAAAAAGUCCGUAGUGCCUUGCUAUGACAAGUUCCCCGAGGAUGUGCUGCUGGAAAAGAACAGCGCGUACGGGGCGGAGAAGAGAAUGACUCUGGGGCACAGCAAGCUGGACCUGAUCACCAAGUACAACAAACUAAAAUCCAAACACAUACACAGCCGGUUCGAACUCUGACCCGGGCCUCCAGCUGGCCUCUGCUCUGAUUUUCCAGGGGCUGCUUUUCCCCGCCAAUCAUCAUGCCUGGGGCUUGGAAUCAAAACAUUAGUCUUGUUCCUGUUAAAAGGUGCCCAAUCUAUGUAGAUGACUUAUUCAGAUGAGAUUAGCAACUGCAGCUCAAAUUUUCAAUUACAUGACUGUGGCAGGAGGGAGAAAAGCACAUAAAUAUAAUCCACAUUAUUUUUACCCAUUUGGGAAA
Zonotrichia albicollis (white-throated sparrow) is the source of this 2020-nucleotide messenger RNA. It is a transcript of the gene SACK1C, whose product is annotated as family with sequence similarity 83 member C. Gene Ontology annotation, molecular function: protein kinase binding. The record is from RefSeq and is a predicted model, not a curated record. Gene Ontology annotation, biological process: signal transduction. NCBI's taxonomy places the organism in Eukaryota, Metazoa, Chordata, Aves, Passeriformes, Passerellidae.